Molecule: messenger RNA, 969 nt
Organism: Cicer arietinum (chickpea)
Lineage: Eukaryota; Viridiplantae; Streptophyta; Magnoliopsida; Fabales; Fabaceae
Source: RefSeq, a predicted model, not a curated record
UUUGAAAUUUGAAAUUGGAACUAAUAAGGAGGUCUUAAUGCAACCUAACACUCUAAGCUAGAUGAAUUAAUUAGCCCCAAAUAAAUAAUACACUGCGAACCGGGCCAAUAUAUAGCUUUUGAAAAACGUGAAUAUGGAAAUUAAAUUAAUACGAGCUGAACUCAACUGACCGGAAAACGUAAUCGGAGUUGGUCGUCGCCGCCAGCAACAUCGAGAAACUCCAGGUUUUCCUCCUCCUUCUUUUCAGAUUCCUUCCCCUCUUCUAUAGCGGGCGCGAAGAUCCGAUUCCAUCGCGAUUUGCUGCUGCGAUAACCACCGCUUCAAAAGGCAACGCACCGCAUCGCAGCAGAGCUCCACUCUGCACCGCGAUUCCGCGCUAAAGCGGCGCGAUUGACAACAUAAUAAACACAUUAUGAUUAACUGUUAGUUUUGCGGGGUUGGUAGUUCCCAAUGUGCACGCGAUGGAUAAUACUUCAACUCCUUCAGUUUUACAAUCAAACACUGAAUUAGCUACAUUCUACAUUUUAAACAAAUUAAAUAUUUGUAUUUCUUCUCGAGUUCUUUCAUCAACUUAUCAUCAAAUUUCAUGUAUUAACCAGGUUUUAAAUAGCGGUUGCAAUUGCCGCAUUAAUGAUUUCACUAUUUUGCACUAUCAUAUAAUAUAUAUAACAGUGGUUGAGAGACGAGAGAAGGUCACAAGUAAAGGAGAUUAUCAGUUUUCUCUUUAUUCCUCUCUCUUCCAGCCUUCCUCUCUCCCUCCUCCAGAAUCAGAUUCACGAAUCACGACAAACGCGCGCCGCGUCACUCUGCCUCCGGUCCAGAUCGCUCCUCUGCUCGCUGCGGGCCUGCGGCCGCCUCUGCCUGACUGCCUCUGUGGCCGUUCGCUCUCUGUUUGCCGCAACCUCAUCUGUCUCCAGAUUGUGUUGCUGCUUUGUUCAAAAAGGAGAUUUUAAUGGAUGCUGCAAACAG